GAACAAACUUGUGCGGGGGCUGGGCAAUAUUUUAAUGUGUUCUGGAAUUGUGGUAACUGUAAAUCUAUCCAGAGUAAAACCAGCCACUUACUUGGAAGGUGGAAGGUAUUCAUCACCAGCCACAGACUCGGCCAAGCCAGCUCCGUCCCGUUAUAGUCACGUAUUCACUGUUCAAUUCCCAUUCCGUUCUUCGAAACGGCAACUUGCUUCUUGCACUUCUCGCUCUCAUAAAUCUCCACAAAUGUUCUAUCUUUCCGUUCUCCGCGAGACACCCGGAUUGGCAGUUGUGGAAGUCUCACUGAUUACGGGUCGACUCUGUUCUAAUACUGAAUUCCGGAGUAAGGAAACCAUACCCGGAGCUCAUACUCCCCCAGUUGAGCAUGGACCAAGAAGCGCAGAUGUAAGCAGCCUACCAUCACGGUGCAAAGAAGCUAUUUCCUUACUAAUCUACAGGAGAAAAUUACUCCUCUCAUAAGCGAUCUGAGACUUCUCAUUUGUGGGUUUUAUCUAGCAGAAGUUUAAAGAGAUUGAAAGGCUGGCAUUCAAUUGUUGUAGGUUACUUGAGGCAAUGUUUGCUUUUGCUUUCAAAGAACAAUGAAAAGUAGGAGAUGAUAGCUAUUUAAUGUGAUGCAUGUUUCUGGCAUUUAGGAAUGUUAUUGAAGUUUAGUAAAGGUUUCAUUGACUUACGAAUUCUUAUUUUUGUUAAAGUUGUUCAGUUGCACCUUGACACUCAAAGUUCUUGCAUUUUUGCCCUUAUACUCGGAAUAUUAUAUGAAUUGCUAAAUAGGCCCCAUUCGUCAUAUAGGUAUGCCUCCAUUUGUGCAUAUAUGUCGUGUAAUGUAUAAGGCAGAAAUUAAUUCACCACUUAAUUCAUGACCAUACAAGUAUUGUAUGUAUUACUUCUUGCCAUCUGGAAUAGAUAAUAACAAAUUGAUUUUAUAAAAUUUUACUGCCAGUUGAUUGCUAGAUAAUUGAAUGUACCAUAUAGGGAGAAAAUGUUUCAUGAUAUUUUUCUUUAUUUUCUGCAAUGCAAGAUCACAAAAUUUAGUGUGAAAUAUUUCCCUUCUAUUAUCUUUAUAUUCUUUGGGACUAUCGCUAACCUAAACCAUUCCGCGUGCCACCUGUUGGAUUCCUGAGAAACUCAUUUUCCAUAUUUGAAACGAUCACUGAUAUUUCAUGGCUUUAUAAGCCCUCAAUUGCUGUUUAUGAUUCAUCCGGAACCCCUUUUUCAGUCGUCUGUCUUUAUCAAGGUAAUUUUUAGUGCUUGUUAUACUUGGUGAGGUUUCCUCUUUCUCAAGAUUUAUUUUUCUUUUUUGGUUUGGCAAAGCUUGUUUGUUAUGUGCUGGAAUAUCACAGCUUAUGCCUUCAAAGUACUUUUCAUUGAGUAGGUCACUCUUCAAAUUUAGGGCUGUCUGUGAUGGUUCGUACCAUGCUUAUUAAAUUGAGAUGGUGAACUUUUGUUUUUGAAAUUGUUUUGCCCUUAAAUACUUAUGAAAAGUUUUGAUUUGGAAGCACUUUUUUACUCGGUAAUUCUAAUUUCUUUAUACCUCAUCAUUUUCACUAUGGGUUGUGAUACGUAGGAUCAGCCUUUUGAUGCAAAUUAGAUCCUGAAAGCCAAGGCGAUCUUUUCUUCACCCCACAUAAAAUGGAGUCUGACAGCUUUGUUUUGGUUGUUUGCUGACGGGGAUGGAUUGAGAUAGAUUUGGUUCCUCAUGAGCAAGGAUAUGAAAAUUUCUUUAUAAUUCUUUAGAUUGUUAGGUCUUUAAUUUCAUCUGUCAAAAAUGUAUAUAAAUACAUGCUUUCCAAUUUCAUUUUAGUUGUGCUUGGAUUGAAUUCUGUAGAUUGUUAGAUCUUUAAUUUCAUCUGUCAAAAAUGUGUAUAAUUACAUGCUUUUCAAUUUCAUUUUAGUUGUUCUUGGAUUGAAUUUUUGUUUCAAGUUGGCCCCUCUAAUUUCUGGACAUUAGAUUCUUGAGUGUUUUUAGAAUUAUGUGACCUCAUUACUUACAUUUUUGGUGAAAAUGGAAAGGAAUACAAAUUAGAAUUGGAGUUGAUGCAUGAUUAUAAAAAAGUAAUUCCCGAGCAUAGAUUCUUUCUUUCCCGGCUGUGCUGUGCUCACAUAUGUGCAUCUAUGUUCUGCAUUAUUGCAUGGUAGAACAUUAUAUUUGAUGUCUCCAUAUUGCAGAUUGGUUUUGUUUGGGAAUCUGUUGGAGUAGAGUAUGACGGACAGGAAUGGGGGAAAACAUUUCCAUAUGCGGAAUGAUAAGUGGCAUAAAAUACAAUCUGAGGAUGUCCUUUCCUGUAUUCUCUCAAGGCUUCCUGUUAAGUCUGUGUUAGUAUCAAAAACUGUUUCUAAGCACUGGAAUAAGUUGAUAUGCAGUCAGGAGUUCGUAGAUAUGCACUUGAGAUGGUCCAGACAAAACCCUAUGUAUAUAGUUUCUCUAGAUCCAAUUGGCAGGAAUUUGUUAUUGAUGAAAGGGGAUGGUGAAGUCAUUGAGAUGAUUAUCCUUCCAGGUUUAAAAAGUCCUUUCCCCCUCUACGUGAUAUGUUCUCAUGAUGGUUUGAUCUGUUGUAUCAACCUUCCUCCGACUGGGGACCUCAGUGAUGUAGGAUUUCGUAUUUUCAAUGUUGCAACUCGAGAUAUGUUUUUACUUCCUAGAGGUAAGACAUCUAAAGCAAGGCCAGUCUAUGGAGUGGCUUUUGGUCCAAAAAUUAAUGAGUAUAAAGUAUUUCGUUUUUUCCAUUCCCGAAGCUACAACCCAAAGAAUUAUCAUCAAUGUGAAGUUUAUUCCUCCGGCUCUGGAUGUUGGAGAGACAUAGGAAGGGUAUUGCACCGGCCAGCUCGUUCUUGCAACAAUUUUUCUGGUUCUAAUCAUGUAUAUGUCAAUGGAGAAGUUUUUUGGUUCACUGCGUUAGAAAAUGAUCUCACUGUCCCGGGCUCCAUCCUUGCAGUUGAUUGGGAGGAAAAUUUUAGAACAAUUAGCCUCCCUGUGGAGGUCACUGAGCACUCAUAUUUAAUUGAGCUCGAAUGCUGUUUAUCCCUUGUUGCUAUGGACAAUGAAGAUGAAACUGUUGAUAUAUGGAUUUUACGACACUUCAGCGAGUCUAGUUGGGAAAAGAGGAGCAGUGCCAUUGUUCCUUUUUCAAAUUAUGAAUGUCUUUGCUCUGUGGCUGCUCAGAAUAGUGAAAAAUUUUUCAUCACUUCAGAGCAUUACUUUUUCUACAAUAUAGACAGUAAGACUUGGCGGGAGCUUGAUCUUGCUGAGAAUUUCCGCUGGAAUACUUCAGUUGUGUUUACGUAUACAGAAAGCCUUCUCCGAUGUUGUGGUCGCUUGGUUCCCGAAGCAUAGGACAAGUUUUCCAGAAGAAGAAAAUGAUUUUUUUAAUGGAGCAAGUGAAUUCAGCAGCCCGUUGGGAUGACAGACAGCGAGUCCAAUCAUUUAUGCUAAUAAAGCAGGAGUUUGUAGGAACUGCAUCUCUCAGGAAAAACUGUCAUAUGUUAGUUAAACGCAUUUGUUGUUGUCAUUAGAAGGAUAAUAAUGUUUAAAUGUUUUCUUUCAGGCGAUAUUCAUAGUAGAAUACCUGUCAUAAGAAUAAUGUGGCGUGUUGAUCUUUUGUCUUUUACUUGUACUUGAUGAUAAUUUCACCCGGUGGACGGGUUUUUCAGGUUGAAAUCUAGUUUGAUGACAUUUUUUAUUGAAGAGUGGAUUGAAUGAUUCAGGAAGAUAAACACAACAUCAGUCAGCGGGGCUUUUUUUGCGUCUUAUGCAAGCAAACUCCAUAAUUUUGGUCUGCUUGCGCAGACGCUCAUUUCCUGUCGUAAAUCGCCUCUAGUUUUUAAGAGUAAAGAGGUGUCUGUGCAAACAGACCAAACUUCUAAAUCUGCAGACUGGCAACUCAUCUUAUCAGUAAACUAUAGAGGUUUUGUAGGUUGAAAUUUGUAUUGCAUUGUAGGAUUGAUCAUCUAAGUUUCUGUAGAUAUGGAAGGGAGUGAUAGAUUUUAUCUUCUUCUUCUUUAAUUCAUCAAUUCACAUCUCAGAAGUUUCCUGCGCUAUUGUAGCCAUCGAAUUCUCUGUAUAUUCAGAAAGAAAUGUCUGAUGUUUUUAGAGAUUUCCCAGAAAGAGUUUGGAAACUGCAGUGAAAUUGCAAAGAAAAACCUACCCUUUUGUGUUCAAUAUCAAUCC
Messenger RNA from Tripterygium wilfordii, 4181 nucleotides. Its product is annotated as putative F-box protein At4g10190. NCBI's taxonomy places the organism in Eukaryota, Viridiplantae, Streptophyta, Magnoliopsida, Celastrales, Celastraceae. The transcript is spliced from 4 exons. The record is from RefSeq and is a predicted model, not a curated record. Gene Ontology annotation, molecular function: protein binding. The coding region runs from base 2217 to 3347 and encodes 376 amino acids.